Molecule: messenger RNA, 1380 nt
Organism: Pseudophryne corroboree (corroboree frog)
Lineage: Eukaryota; Metazoa; Chordata; Amphibia; Anura; Myobatrachidae
Gene: CFAP119
Product: cilia and flagella associated protein 119
Exons: 10
Coding region: 16-1029 (337 amino acids)
Source: RefSeq, a predicted model, not a curated record
UCAUUGGUUCCAACUAUGAAGGUCCUGACUACGGCGUUGCCUUUAGUUACCAGAUGGAAGCUGUUGUCAUGGGGACAGAAGUCGCCGCUCUGUGGCCGGGACAUGAUCACACGAAGCCAGUACGUGAGGCCGAGGCCUGAGGCCCUGCUCGGUCCGAAGAUGAAGAAACCUCAGAUCUGCUUAUGGAAGGACCUGAGCGAGCAUGACAUGGAGACGCUGGAGCGUGCGGAGGACCUGCACAGAGCUCUGGCCAAAGUGCUGUCUCUGGAAGGAGGCCUCGCUGAGCCUCGCACCUCCGUCCUGCUGGACCUGUAUUAUUAUACCCUGAGAUUCUGCUGGGAGUGUGGAUUUACCAGAGUUCAGACCUCCUCUUUCUUCUCCAUCAUGAAGGAGACCCACGCUGUCUGCCAGGGUAGCCCGCUGCUGAAUGAGGAAGAGUGCUACGUGUACUUCCAGCAGUUACUCCUGUGUCACGCAGUCCACCGCCCUCCGUUCAGCAUUAGUCUCUUCACGCUGCCGCAGGCUCUGCGUAUAUCCGACUAUUUCCUAAAUACAUAUUUCCGCCAAUUCAAGCUCUACAAAUAUGUCUUCACACCGCAGGUAAAAUUAGACCUUUCAAUUUCUUGUGAUGGGAUCUCGGAGUCUGAAGUGACAAGUGACCAAGGACCCGGCCUGGCUGAUACCACCAGUGAGGAGACUGGAGAGGUGCCCACAGCAGGUGGCUUCAUGGACCAGCAGGAUGAGAGCAGAGAAGGGUUAGGGCUGGAGAAUACUGACCAGCGGCUGGGAGAAGAGGUGGCAAAGCAACCAAACGGCCACAACCUCGCUGGAAGUGCUACAGGGUCACUGCGGGAGUACAUUGACCAGCGUCUGAGUGUGGAGAUGGGACGGCUGAAGAAAGAAGUGGAUGAGAAGUUGCACCAGACAGAAGAGCACUUACAAGGAUGUAUCAGAGGGAUGGAGGAGACACGAGGCCAGUCUGCCAGAGGAAAGAAAGGGGGGAAGAGACAAUCUGCUAAGGGAAAGUGAGGGAGAAAUCCAGACACCUCCAUAGCGUCAGUCCUGACUCCCCGCUAUGCUUAUUUCCCCCAGAUCAUAGAUGUGUGAAUUGAGUAGAUUGUUUUCCUAUUCCAGAGGUUCCCAAACGUGUUCCUCAGGGCACCCCAACGGUCCUGGUUUUAAAUGUAUCCAUGCUUUGCCACAGGUGACUUAAUUAGCACCUUAGUCAGUUUGAUUUAACCACCUGUGCUGAGCCAUGGAUAUACCUAAAACCUAGACUGUUGGGUGCCUUGACCGCGUUUGGGAACUUCUGCCCUAUUCUAAAGGCAGAUUGUGUAAUGUAAUACUGAUCUGAUCCUACACAUAAACGCCUUUCCCCCA